UACCGUGAGUAGAGCAUUAUCAAUGAAAAAUGUUUUUUUCCGCCUAAAUGUUAAUGUGAAUGUGUAAAUGAGUGAGAAUGAUACUAGACGUAGAAAGCAAUCACAUUGGAUCAAGUGGGAUAGUUAUUGAAUUGCAUGGAAAUGUUAAACCUUGCUCUACAUUUGUAAGUGAUUACGAAAUCGGAGAUAUCUUUUUCAAAAAAAACAGUACAACUCUUCUACAGAUUGGUAAUAGUCUACUUGAAGGGAGAGUAACUAAUUCAACAAAGUCUAUAGUCAUAUUAAAAAAGGACAAUGAAAAUUUUAUAUCCACGAACAAACCAAUAUUUUUCAAAAAUUUUGCUUACAGUAUUGACUGCAUCAUCGAUAAAAAAUUGGUUUUCCGCAGUCGACCAAAACCUUUACAUAUCAAAAAGUUGUAUUAA
This is a messenger RNA of Copidosoma floridanum, 425 nucleotides long. RefSeq lists its product as uncharacterized. NCBI's taxonomy places the organism in Eukaryota, Metazoa, Arthropoda, Insecta, Hymenoptera, Encyrtidae. The record is from RefSeq and is a predicted model, not a curated record.